This is a messenger RNA of Ananas comosus (pineapple), 439 nucleotides long. Its product is annotated as low temperature-induced protein lt101.2-like. The record is from RefSeq and is a predicted model, not a curated record. Bases 86 to 250 code for a protein of 54 amino acids. The transcript is spliced from 2 exons. Gene Ontology annotation, cellular component: membrane. NCBI's taxonomy places the organism in Eukaryota, Viridiplantae, Streptophyta, Magnoliopsida, Poales, Bromeliaceae.
UCUUAUUCUCUCUCUCUCUCUCUCUCUCUCUCUCUCUCUCUCUCUCUCUCAUUUUUGUGUAGCUUAAAGGAAAAUAAUAAGAGUGAUGGGUUCAGCAACAUUCAUUGAGGUGUUGUUAGCCAUAUUAUUACCACCCGUGGGUGUUUUCCUACGCUUUGGAUGUGGUAUGGAGUUUUGGAUCGAUCUGCUGUUGACGAUAUUGGGCUAUAUUCCGGGAAUUAUUUAUGCACUUUAUGUCUUGGUAGGAUAAAUUAAUUAGUGCAUGUACUAAUUAAUUAGUAUUUUGUGUGAUGUUUUACAUUGUAAUAAAAUAAAGUAACAUGUGUGGAGUGUCGAGUUCUUCUCGUGAAUUUCUUAGUACGAGAGCAAGUUAUGGAUGUAUUGUUGCCAUUUGUAUUCUAUAUUUUGUGAAUGGAAGAUGAGGAAAUUAAUGUUUCCA